AAAGGAGAAGAAGAAGAAGCCCUUACUUGAAUUGAAGACAGACAAAAAAAAAAAACAAUUAAAUUAUUGAAAAAAUCCAAUGCUUCUGCUCUGCUGAUCCAAAAUCAAAGAGGCUGUUUAUAGCUUUGACUUGAAGAAAUGAGUGAUUUGACAACAGAGAAGGAAGAAGAUUCAAUAAAGUUAUUCAAUUGAUUUGGGGAUUAAUUGAGAGGAUAAGGAAUCUAUUUGAGGCAUCUUUCUUUGGGAUCUUGGAGCUGAAUCCGUUGGGGUGUGUGGACAGAAGAAAAGAAAGGAUCUUUCUUGGUACUGUGUUCUUUUUUCAGUUUCAUGUGAUUCAUUGGAGAAAGUGGUAAAAAAAAAAAGAAGAAGCAGCAGAGAGCAGAGGUAUUGUCAAAGUCUGUGAGUUUUUUUGUAUUCAUCUGCAAUCAAAGGGUGAGAGAGUCUUUGGUUCUUGUCUUGAUUUCCAACUUGGUGGGGGCAUUCUCAAAAUAAUGCAAAGCUAGAAACUUGGUAUCUUCCAGAAUCUAUUCAGCCCUUUUUUUUAUCUAUCUCUCCAACAAAGUACAGUUUUCUCUGAGGAUUGUGUUCUUCUUCUAAAGAGAAAACACAACAGGGUCAAGAAAAUCUCUUUGCAUUCUCCUCUCUUCUCUUCUUUCUUUCUGGGGUAUUGUAAUCUUCAAAUGAGUCGACUUCAGAAGCGAGGGAAGCAGGAAAAGCCUCUUGUAUCUGAUGGAGCUCAAAAGGUUAUUGUGGCUGUUAAAGCCUCUAGGGAGAUUCCAAAGACAGCCUUGAUUUGGGCUUUGACUCAUGUCGUUCAGCCUGGGGAUUGCAUUACCCUCAUUGUUGUUGUCCCUUCUCACAACUCUGGACGAAAGCUUUGGGGUUUCACUAGGAGUUUCCCUAUGUUUGCUGGGGAUUGUGCAAGUGGCCAUCGGAAAUCACAUUCUGAAGCACUACCUGAGAUAAAGAGUGAUCUCACUGACACUUGUUCCCAAAUGAUUCUCCAGCUUCACGAUGUAUAUGAUCCCAAUAAGAUAAAUGUCAAGAUUAAGAUUGUUUCUGGAUCACCCUACGGAGCAGUUGCUUCUGAGUCAAAGAAAGCCCAAGCAAACUGGGUAGUACUGGACAAACACCUCAAACAGGAAGAGAAACGGUGUAUGGAUGAAUUACAGUGUAACAUUGUGGUAAUGAAGCGUUCUCAGGCAAAAGUUUUACGCUUAAACUUGGUUGGAUCGCCUAAGAAGGAUGCUGACAAAGAGUCUCCUUUACCAACUGGACCAGAAGCAGCGUCUGAAAAACAAGCCAAGAACUCAAAAGGACUACCUGUAACUCCUACUAGCAGCCCUGAGCUGGGGACACCAUUCACAAGUACAGAAGCGGGGACUUCAUCAGUGUCGAGCUCUGAUCCGGGAACUUCACCUUUUUUCACACUGGGAAUGAACGGAUACAUGAAGAAGGAUGGAUCAUUGGUUAUCAAGGAAAAUGAUGAUGAUUCUGGCGCUGAAACGGAGAGUGAAAAUCAGUCAUUAGCGUCGACGAGUAUGAGAUUUCAGCCAUGGAUAUCAGAAUAUAUUAGCAACCAUCGCCAGUCAUCGCAGGAGGCUGAAGAUAGCCUAUGGAAAAAUGAUGAUAGGGCACAAAUUUCCACUACAAAAGCCUUGCUUGAAAAGUUCUCUAAACUUGAUGUAGAAGCUGGCUUGUCGUCUAGUCGAAGGAUUGAUAUGGAAUUUAGUGGAAGCCUAAGAGAUGCAAUAUCACUCUCUCGAAGUGCUCCCCCUGGUCCUCCUCCUCUCUGUUCUAUCUGCCAGCACAAGGCACCAGUAUUUGGGAAACCUCCAAGGCUGUUUUCAUACGCAGAGUUAGAGCUUGCAACAGGUGGGUUUUCACAGGCUAACUUUUUGGCUGAAGGUGGUUAUGGAUCUGUUCAUCGUGGUGUGCUACCGGAAGGUCAGGUAGUUGCAGUGAAGCAACACAAACUGGCCAGUUCUCAGGGAGAUGUAGAGUUUUGCUCCGAAGUGGAAGUUCUCAGCUGUGCUCAGCAUAGAAAUGUCGUUAUGCUAAUUGGUUUCUGCAUUGAAGACAGCAGACGGCUCCUGGUCUACGAAUACAUAUGCAACGGUUCACUUGAUUCCCAUCUAUAUGGUCGCCAAAAGGAAACUCUGGAAUGGUCAGCACGGCAAAAGAUUGCCGUUGGAGCUGCUAGAGGUCUUCGGUAUCUUCACGAA
Messenger RNA from Camelina sativa (false flax), 2225 nucleotides. NCBI's taxonomy places the organism in Eukaryota, Viridiplantae, Streptophyta, Magnoliopsida, Brassicales, Brassicaceae. The record is from RefSeq and is a predicted model, not a curated record.